Messenger RNA from Cylicocyclus nassatus, 1054 nucleotides. The record is from the annotation of a GenBank genome assembly. NCBI's taxonomy places the organism in Eukaryota, Metazoa, Nematoda, Chromadorea, Rhabditida, Strongylidae.
AUGGUUGCGUUCUUCUACCUACUCGUUGCCACCAGCAAGUUCGUUACCGCCGGAGCCGUUCAAUGCUUUCAAUGUGAAAGCCAGUACGGUGGUGUUAAAUGCAAUACACCAUGCACCGGUGACGUAUGCGUUGUAUGGAAAUGGCGAACAAAAUCGGAGCUCCUAGUGAAACAGGGAUGUGUCUCUGGCGUCGAUCCACAGUUCACAGCCAAAAUUGGAUGCCGGACCAACUUUUUGGGUGCAUCUUUGUGCCUUUGCAACGAUGGUGACCUUUGCAAUGACGUGGAACGCAAGGAGAAUACGAUGAAGCCACUUCCAAUCGUACGUCUACCUGUAGUGGAAUGCGUCAGAAAAGUGACUGGCACAGGAAUUUUCGGGUCGCCUCGUGAACAUAUCUGCUCUUCAAACUAUUGCCAUAUGACGAGAACAGAGUCAUAUUCGGAAGACUUCCCUCCAGAUGUUAUGACAGUGUAUAAUUGCGGAGAUAUAAGCGAGUUCGAUUUUGAUCUUCGCUUAAAAAACACCAUAGAUUUUCCCGGACUGUAUGCAAAUGGUUGCUAUCGUAUACAAUAUCAACCCAAAGAAAGCUUUACGGAUUGCGUUUGUUCAAAGAACAAUUGUAACGUUGCCUUGCCAGUCGUUCAAUCUGGACCAGUCCGCUGCUAUAUCUCACAUGGUGCCAAAAAUGAGAGCGUGGUAGAUAAAAAUCACUUUUGCGAUGGCGACUACUGUUUCAUUCAAAAACAUAAGGACAAGUACACUAAAGGAUGUAUAUCGGUUAACGAGCGAAAUAGUUGGAGUCAUUUACGGAAUGGUCAUCGUCACAUACUGGGAGUGGACCAAUGGCUAUGUCAACAUCACCUCUGCAAUUAUGAUCUCACUCGAGUUGCUCGAGCGAUCGCACCUUCGCAGAAAUCGUUGUACCGACUCAAUGGCAUCGCAAAGACCUGUCCCUUCUUUACUGUAUUCUUGUUUACUUGUGUUCACUUGGGAAUGUUGUAGUAACGCUGGUAUGUGGCUAUGUUGAAAAAAGAGAAAAAUAUAAACUUUAUUG